ACCUCCUCCCCCAUGGUGACCCUGCCCUCCUUCAGCUUCAAGCCCCUCAGCAGCCGCGAAAGCCCGAUCAUCAUCCAGAAUCUCCGCAUCCCCGGAACCAUCAUGGCCAAGGAGCACCGUCACACCGGCUCGCACACUCUACACGGUCAAGGAUGAAACAGCAAUGGACUCUGAUAACCCAGGGUCUAUCCAGCCAGUUGCCUAUCACACGGUCAACCGGCGAUAUAGUGAGUUUCUCAACCUACAGACCCGCUUGGAGGAGAAAUCAGACUUGCGAAAAUUCCUCAAAAGUCCUGGCUAAGGUUCUCCAGUAAAUCACCCCAGUCCUUAAUGUCUCUGACAUGAGGUCUAAAGUGCUAUACUGCUUUGAUGAGGGGAGCACAGGGUUUAACAGCUUGUCAGUAGCUGGUCUAGAGGCCUUCAUCAAGGAGCGGGAACUUGCGGUGAGGCUGAGAGGGAAGGCAGUCCAGGCCUCAGAGGAGAAGUGGGAGGCCCACAGAAUAAUCUACCAGGUACAUCCAUUCAAGAUUCUGGUAAGGACUGCAAGAAAUGUGGAUUGUUUUAGUAGUGGUGGAUGGCUAAACUUACAUGACCACUCACAAUAUUGUUAAUUGGCCCAUCAGUUCAAAACAGGAACUAAGUUCUUACAUCAAUCUUGGCUCGUGAUAGUGGAUGUUUGCGUCAUGACUGCUUCCUGUUCUUCCCGACAGUGUCCGUCUGUGAGUCAUUUAUUGUGAAAUGCUGUUUUUUUACUGUACUUUUUCAUAAAAACAGGAUUUGCUACUUUUCUUACUUAGUUUAAGUUCAGUGACUGGUCCUGUCUAUGAAUGUGUAGUGUUUUGGAAGGUGAACAGCACAGAAGGUUAAGGUCCUCUAACUGGUAAGAUAUUUUAUGUCUCCAAUCCAGUGAAUGGCCUUAGAAAAAAUGGGUGAUCCCAUUGACUUCAUAUGGAAACAAUCUCCCAAGACUUGACAUUGGAAUGAAUAUGUCCCUUUUAUUUGAAUCCAAAUAGCUGGGGCUUCCAUGUUUAAAGUCUGCUCAUUGUCUUGUCUGAAGGAGACGUGUUUCAGAUGUGGGCCAGACUUUGAUGGUGAGCCGUCUGGCUCCCCCUCGCUGACCAGACAGGUCUGAAACAUCCUGUUCCAGAUCUCUCCUGAACAUUUCAAGGGUGAAAGGUAAACAACCUGAAUGCUGUGACCAGCAUACUCCUGAAGUACUAUAAUGUCACCACUAGAGGGAAGUCUUGGCAAACAUUUGUUGGGGGUAUUUAAAAGAGAAAAUAUUUUAUUGUCUAUGCUGAGAAAUCUUUCCAGGAGCAAGAGGUUACAGGUUGUGUCAAUGUUUGACAUUGUGCAGAUCAUAGGUUUUUCUUUUUUGAGAGAUUCCCUCUGACAAUUUUUGUCAAUAUUGUUGAAGCCAUACAAUAGAUAUCUAACACUUACAUGAGGCUUUAUUGUUUUGAGAUUUUCAAAUUUCAUAGCCAGAAUGCUAUUUAGUAUUUUAAAUGAUUUUACUUUGGACCACUGCUAAUGCAUGGUAAAUAGUGAUACAUAAACAAGGCUUCGAGCCUAUGGUUUUAAAUGUGCUUGUUUUUAGCAUGUGUGCUACUUAGUAAUGUGCGUGCUACUUAGUAAUGUGCGUGUCAUUUACUUGUGUGUGUGUGUCAUUUACUUGUGUGUGUGUGUUUUGUGGCACUGUCCACAGUGGUGGAGACGGCCCUAGCUGACUUGGCCCUAGCUGACUUGGCCCUAGCUGACUUGGCCCUAGCUGACUUGGCCCUAGCUGACUUGGCCCUAGCUGACUUGGCCCUAGCUGACUUGGCCCUAGACAUCAUGUGUCUGCUGAUGAAGGACCAGUGGAGCUGGCUGUGCACCGACAACAUCCCGGAAGACUAUCCUGCUGCUGUUUGGAACCCUCAUGGAACCCUCAUUGACAGUUGGCUUAACGUGAGCGUGGCCAACCUGACCUGUACCCUGCGGGUCCUGCAGGAGGUGUGGCAUGGGGGCAGCCUACCAGCCCAGCACCCCCCGGCGCACAGCCACCAACAGAAGGAGGACACCAAGCAGCAAUCCAUGCACUGCCUCAUGAAACUACUACCAGAUCUGCUCUCAGAAGUGCUGUGCUCGGACAAAUACAGACUAAGCCAGCAGACUGCACUGGAAUCUCUGCAGAACCCUUACAUAAACAGACACUUGGUCUACUGUAUCUGGGACCUUUUCCUCAAGUUCCUCAUCCCUGAAACAUCUGAGGAAAACGUUCAGAAAACCCUGCUGCAAAGUCUCUCCAAAAACGCAGAGAAACUACCACCAUGAAAGUCGUGGGAGCAAUACUGGUGUACACACGCACACACACACGCGUUUAACAACUGUCAGUGAAUAGCCCUCUGAAAGUCCAGCAUAUGUAUCUGUAACGGCUUUCUUCCUGGGAAGGAGAGGACCAAAGCGCAGCGUGGUGAGUAUUCAUCUUAUUUAAUAAUAAAUACAAACUGAACACUUCAAAUACAAAAUAACAAAUGUGGCAAAACCGAAACAGUCCUAACUGGUGCAGAAAACACAAAGACAGGAAACAACCACCCACAAAUCCCAACACAAAACAGGAUACCUAAAUAUGGCUCCCAAUCAGACACAACGACUAACACCUGCCUCUGAUUGAGAACCAUAUCAGG
Oncorhynchus tshawytscha (Chinook salmon) is the source of this 2666-nucleotide messenger RNA. Its product is annotated as sorting nexin-19-like. Lineage: Eukaryota; Metazoa; Chordata; Actinopteri; Salmoniformes; Salmonidae. The transcript has 7 exons. Gene Ontology annotation, cellular component: early endosome membrane; intracellular membrane-bounded organelle. The record is from RefSeq and is a predicted model, not a curated record. Gene Ontology annotation, molecular function: phosphatidylinositol binding. The coding region runs from base 1834 to 2313 and encodes 159 amino acids.